CGCGACACGUCAUGAACUUCGCGCAGAGCAUGGGCGCGAAGCCCGGGGGCGACGCGGACACGCCGCUGCGCUCCGUCCAGAUCGACGGCCAGGUCGUCAUGAAGAUCGUCAAGCACUGCACGGAGCAAUCCCCCGCGCUCGUGACCGGGCAGCUCCUCGGCCUGGACAUCGGCGCGACGCUCGAGGUGACGGACUGCUUCCCGUUCCCGAACGCGCCGACGCGCGCGACCGCGGAGGCUGACCUCGCGGACGCGGACGCCCUGGACGAGGGCGCGAACUACCAGCUCGAGAUGAUGCGUUGCUUGCGAGAGAUAAACGUGGACAACAACACGGUGGGGUGGUACCAGUCCACGUACCUCGGGUCGUUCUACACCGAGGAGCUCAUCGAGACGUUUUUGGCGUACCAGGAGAACAUCAACCGGUGCGUGUGCGUCGUGUACGACCCGACGAGGGCGGCGAGCACGGGGACGUUCGGGUUGAAGGCGCUGAGGCUCUCGGAGAAGUUUUUGAAGAUUCACAAAGCGGGCGAGUUCACGUUUGAGAAGCUCGCGGACAAGUCGAUAUCCUGGGCGGAGAUCGUGUGCGAGGUGCCGUUGAAGAUUAGCAACAGCGCGCUGGUGAGCGCGGUGAUGGGGGAGCUCACGAAGGAGGUCGCGAGCGAGGACGUCGCGGGCGUGACGCAGUCCGACCUCGACCGGCUGUCGAUGUCCACGAAUCCGUUCCUGGAGAAAUCCCUGGAGUUUCUCUCCGAGUGCAUGGACGAUCUCAGCGCGGAGCAGCAGAAGUUUUCGUACUACAUGCGCCAACACGCGCGCCAGCAGCUGAUAGCGAGCCAGUGGAUGACGAAGCGGAAGCAGGAGAACGCCGCGCGUCAAGCGGCGGGGCAGGAGCUUCUUCCGGAGGAGGACGACCCGAACAACCCGGCGGCGAAAUCCGCCAGCGAGCCGUCGCGGCUGGAGGCGUUUCUCAUCGCGAACCAGGUGAACCAGUACUGCGAGCAGAUCAGCGACUUCUCCGAGCAGAGUCUGCAGAAGUUGUUGCUCGUGUCGGGGGCGAGGAAAGAGGAGACGGCGUGAUGAUUGGGAUUGGGUCCACGCGAUGCGAAUCGACGUCGCGUUGUAAUACACGCGCUGCGCGGCACGCGCAAAAAAAUAAAAAAAGCUA
Molecule: messenger RNA, 1164 nt
Organism: Micromonas pusilla CCMP1545
Lineage: Eukaryota; Viridiplantae; Chlorophyta; Mamiellophyceae; Mamiellales; Mamiellaceae
Exons: 2
Coding region: 12-1076 (354 amino acids)
Cellular component (GO): cytoplasm; eukaryotic translation initiation factor 3 complex; eukaryotic 43S preinitiation complex
Molecular function (GO): translation initiation factor activity; metallopeptidase activity; protein binding
Source: RefSeq, a predicted model, not a curated record